Molecule: messenger RNA, 285 nt
Organism: Adineta ricciae
Lineage: Eukaryota; Metazoa; Rotifera; Eurotatoria; Adinetida; Adinetidae
Source: the annotation of a GenBank genome assembly
AUGAAUCCAUUUAAACUCGCAACUGCUGAUUUUAAUUGUGACAGUUAUUUAGAUAUCGUUUUUAGCGAAUCUAAUCCAUUUCGAAUAGAAAUACUCGUUGGAUCGAGAUCUGGUAAUUAUCAUAUAGAACAAGUAUUAACAGAGGAAUUGAAUAGUACUUAUAUUUGGAUUGAUGUUGGUGAUUUUAAUGGAGAUAAUUAUCCAGAUAUAAUUGCUGUAGACCAAUCAUUUGGUUUUAUCUUCAUUUUAUUAAAUACUAACAAAUGUUGUUUACAUAAACAUUGA